Molecule: messenger RNA, 939 nt
Organism: Suncus etruscus (white-toothed pygmy shrew)
Lineage: Eukaryota; Metazoa; Chordata; Mammalia; Eulipotyphla; Soricidae
Product: olfactory receptor 4P4-like
Exons: 1
Coding region: 1-939 (312 amino acids)
Biological process (GO): G protein-coupled receptor signaling pathway
Cellular component (GO): membrane
Molecular function (GO): G protein-coupled receptor activity; olfactory receptor activity
Source: RefSeq, a predicted model, not a curated record
AUGGAAAACAAGAAUAACGUAACUGAAUUUAUUCUAUUGGGACUUUCCCAGAGUAAGAAAAUUAAAAACUUAUGUUUUCUGCUAUUUUUAUUUUGUUACAUAGCUAUUUGGUUGGGAAAUUUACUUAUAAUGAUUUCGAUUACAUGCAGCCAGCUAAUUGACCAACCAAUGUAUUUCUUCCUUAAUCACCUUGCUCUCUCAGAUUUGUGCUAUACAUCAACAGUGACACCCAAACUCGUCACAGAUUUAGUGGCGGAAAGUAACAUGAUUUCUUACACUGGUUGUAUGGCACAGCUUUUUGCCAUGCACUUCUUUGGGGGGAUUGAAGUUUUUAUCCUAACAGUGAUGGCCUAUGACCGUUACGUGGCUAUCUGUAAACCCUUACAUUACACUGUCAUUAUGAACAGGCAGAAGUGUUAUGCCAUGGUCAUUGCUUGUUGUGUUGGGGCCUUUUUGCAUUCCUUUGCUCAGUGUCUCCUCAUUGUCCACUUACCUUUCUGUGGCCCUAAUGAGAUAGACCACUAUUUCUGUGAUGCAUAUCCUUUGCUGAAACUGGCUUGCAUGGAUACAUACCAAGUUGGGAUAUUAGUGGUUGCCAAUUCAGGCAUGAUGGGGUUGGUUGUCUUUGUGGUCUUAAUGCUGUCUUAUAUUCUAAUCUUAUAUACCAUAAGGGCUUAUCCUGCAGAAAGUCGGAGCAAAGCCCUUUCCACUUGCAGUUCCCACAUCACAGUAGUGGUUCUGUUCUUCGUUCCUGUCCUUUUCAUUUACAUUAGGCCUGCCGUGACUUUUCCAGAAGAUAAAGUAUUUGCUCUUUUUUAUACCAUCAUUGCUCCCAUGUUCAACCCCCUGAUUUACACGCUCAGAAAUAUGGAGAUGAAGAAUGCCAUGCGCAAAGUGUGGUGCAAGAAGACAUUUUUGAUUGAAAGGCGGAUCAUUUGA